Messenger RNA from Larimichthys crocea (large yellow croaker), 4805 nucleotides. It is a transcript of the gene appa, whose product is annotated as amyloid beta (A4) precursor protein a. Gene Ontology annotation, molecular function: serine-type endopeptidase inhibitor activity; transition metal ion binding; signaling receptor activator activity. Gene Ontology annotation, biological process: central nervous system development; axonogenesis. The transcript is spliced from 16 exons. NCBI's taxonomy places the organism in Eukaryota, Metazoa, Chordata, Actinopteri, Sciaenidae. Gene Ontology annotation, cellular component: Golgi apparatus; cell surface; membrane raft. The record is from RefSeq and is a predicted model, not a curated record. The coding region runs from base 25 to 2307 and encodes 760 amino acids.
GUCUAGGUGCCUACAGAUGUUUCUAUGGGUCUGUUGGCGGAGCCCCAGGUGGCCAUGUUUUGCGGUAAACUCAACAUGCACAUCAACGUGCAGAGCGGCAAGUGGGAGCCGGACCCCUCGGGCACCAAGAGCUGCAUCGGCACCAAGGAGGGCAUCCUGCAGUACUGCCAGGAGGUGUACCCAGAGCUCCAGAUUACCAAUGUGGUGGAGGCCAACCAGCCAGUCAGCAUCCAGAGCUGGUGCAAGAAGGGGCGCAAGCAGUGUCGCAGUCACAUGCACAUCGUGGUGCCGUACCGCUGCCUGGUGGGAGAGUUCGUGAGUGACGCCCUGCUCGUUCCUGACAAGUGCAAGUUCCUCCACCAGGAGCGCAUGAACCAGUGUGAGAGCCACCUGCACUGGCACACUGUCGCCAAGGAGUCUUGCGGAGACCGCACCAUGAACCUCCACGACUACGGCAUGCUGUUGCCGUGCGGUAUCGACCGUUUCCGCGGAGUGGAGUUUGUCUGCUGUCCCGCGGAGGCAGAGCACGACGCCGACAGCGCCGAGCAGGACGCCGAUGAUUCCGACGUCUGGUGGGGCGGAGCGGAGACCGACUACUCUGACAACAGCAUGGUGCGGGAGCCAGAGCCAACAGAGCAGCAAGAGGAAACCAGGCCAUCUGUGGUAGAGGAGGACGAGGAAGAGGAGGAGGCCGUUGAGGAAGACGACGAGGAAGAGGAGGAGGAAGCGGACGUGCUAGACAACGACCAGGAUGGAGACGGAGAAGAGGACGAGGAGGUGACGGCGGAGGACGAAGAGUUGGAGGAGGAUGAGGAGGAGGAGGAGGGAGACGACGACAUUGUGGACGACAGCGACGACGAGCCCACCACCAACGUCGCCAUGACGACCACCACUACCACCACCACCACGGAGUCUGUGGAAGAGGUUGUCAGGGAUGUGUGCACGGCCAACGCAGAGACUGGUCCAUGCCGGGCCAUGCUGCCCCGCUGGUACUUUGACCGCCAGGAGGGCCGCUGUGCUCAGUUUAUCUACGGCGGCUGCGGAGGCAACAGGAAUAACUUUGAGUCCGAGGAGUACUGCCUGUCUGUCUGCAGCAGCGUCAUACCCACAGCCACUCCCAGCUCCCCCGACGCCGUGGACCACUACCUGGAGACGCCUGCUGACGAAAACGAACACGCCCACUUCCAGAAGGCCAAAGAGAGCCUGGAGGCCAAGCACCGCGAGAGGAUGUCACAGGUGAUGAGAGAGUGGGAGGAGGCCGAGAGGGAAGCUAAGAAUCUUCCACGCGCUGACAAGAAGGCCGUCAUCCAGCGUUUCCAGGAGAAAGUGGAGGCCCUAGAGCAGGAGGCAGCCAGCGAACGGCAGCAGCUGGUGGAGACCCACAUGGCCCGGGUGGAGACUCUGCUCAACGAACGCCGCCGCCUGGCACUGGAGAGCUACCUGACUGCGCUGCAGCAGGACCAACCCAGGCCCCGCCACGUCUUCAGCCUGUUGAAGAAGUACCUGCGUGCCGAGCAGAAGGACAGGCAGCACACCCUCAAACACUUUGAACACGUCCGCAUGGUGGACCCCAAGAAGGCAGCGCAGAUCAGACCUCAGGUGCUGACCCACCUGCGUGUCAUCGAGGAGCGCAUGAACCAGUCUCUGGGACUCCUCUACAAGGUGCCCGGUUUGGCCGACGAUAUCCAGGACCAAGUCGAGCUCCUGCAGAGGGAGCAGGCGGAGAUGGCCCAGCAGCUGGCCAACCUGCAGACGGACGUGAGGAUGAGCUACGGUAACGACGCCCUGAUGCCCGACCAGGAGCUGGGAGACGGCCAGACCGACUUUUUGCCCCAGGAGGACACUCUGGGAUUGGGGGGAAUCGGCUUCAUCCACCCCGAGAGCUUCAACCAGCCCAACACUGAGAACCAGGUUGAGCCAGUGGACUCACGCCCGAACCUUGACAGAGGCGUUCCCACACGGCCAGUGACUGGAAUGAAGAUGGAAGCUAUUCCUGAGCUGCGGAUGGAGACGGAGGACAGACAGAGCACUGAAUAUGAAGUUCACCACCAGAAACUGGUCUUCUUCGCCGAGGAUGUGGGUUCCAACAAGGGGGCGAUCAUCGGCCUGAUGGUCGGAGGCGUCGUCAUAGCAACCGUGAUCGUCAUCACCCUGGUGAUGCUGAGGAAGAAGCAGUACACCUCCAUCCACCACGGAGUCAUCGAGGUGGACGCCGCCGUCACCCCCGAGGAGCGCCACCUGUCCAAGAUGCAGCAGAACGGCUACGAGAACCCGACCUACAAGUUCUUUGAGCAGAUGCAGAACUGAGGAGAAUCACACGUCCACACACACACACAACAUUAACACACACACAUACACACACAAACAUCUCCCCACCCUACGCAUCAAACACCUCCCCUACCCCUCCUAGCCCCACCCUUCCUCCCUUCCUCUCCCCCCGCCCGCCCCCCAGACGAGCCCCACGUCUCCAAAAAAGGGCAGCGCGGCUUAUAUGAUUUGACUGAAAUAGUCGGUUGCGAGCGUAGCCGGGGUUUUCCUUUCGUUCCCGCCUGGGCGGACACCGCGUUUGCACCAAGUUUGUUCACUUUACCGGAGCGAGGCGCCUUUUAAUUAAAGAAAGGCGUUUUUAUACGUCGCUCCAUCUGGGCCUGCUGAUGUAUAGGAGGGGGGAAAAACAGAAAGAAGGCCCCGCCCAGUGCAUCGAAACAAACCCACUCUUCAGGGGAAAGAAGCGUGCUCUCGCUCCACACUGAUUCAGGGCCAGUGUAUAGUUGGAGGUGUUGUUUUUCUUUUCUUUUCUUGGCUUGGGAUGGUUUUAGGUGUGUCAGCAAAUCUGACCACUGAUCAGAAGGAGUUUCGGCGCACGCUGACCUGGGCGUCGUUUACAAAAAUCGGCUGCAGAAUCAUUGCGAAAUCAUUUCCAAAUCAUGACUCGGCGUUUGUUUCUAUCACAUUCUUUGUAAUGAUUAUACGAGCUUAAAUCGAGCAGGGUGAUGUUUCUAAACGAAGCCCAGCGUUUCCCCACAAACUGCACCACUACUGCACUCACUCUACAGUCUACACUGGAGUAUAAGUGAGCCUCCCCUCCCUCCUCUUCCUCCUCCUUCUCCAUCCCCAUCCACCCCUCCAUCCUCUUUUCUUUGCGCAUUCUUACGACAGCUGGGCUGUGCUAAGUCACACAAGGCUCUUAAGGAUAUCUGGAGAUGCUGAUGAUUAUAACGAAUAUGUCGACGACGACGACGGUAGUAAUUAUGUAUUCCGAAUGAGCUGUUUUUUUUUUUAUUUUGGAGUUUUUCUCUUUUCGUUUCCAAGUUUUGUUUUUCAAAAAAGAAUGAAAACGGAGAAAAAAAAAAAGAAAAGAAGAAAAAAAAAAGAAAUCCUAACAAGUCAACCGAUGUAAAGUCCUUUUUUUAAAUUGCGUGUAAUGUUACUGAAGUAAUGCUGAAGUCUUAGCUGUUCCUAUGUAGUGCAUGACAACAAUGACAACAGGAUUUGGAAAAACAAACACAAAAAAAAAGAAAAAAAGAAGGUCUUAUCGCUGCUCUCUCUCUCGAGAUCCUUUCUCGCGUAUAGAUUGUCAUUCUAGCAAGAUUGUACAUUUAGUAUCUUCUCGUGAUCACGUGACUUCAAACUGAUGAAAAAUAUAUAUGAAUCUAGAUGAACGGGCUCUGCUUUGAUAUCAUGUAAAAUACACAUUUAAAAAGAGAUCUGUGAUUUUUUCGAAUUUAAGUGUGUUCUUCAUUUCUUGUCUUUUUUUUUCUUUCUUUUUGCUACGUUCCUGAAGCUGCAGGAGGAGGGGGGGCCGGCUUCAUCUCUGUUUGUAUAUUGAUUCUCAUUCACUGAAAUAUAUUGUUCAAAAUCCUCAGAAAUCACCCCCUCUUGAUUUUUUUCUUUUUCAUUCUGUGUCUGUUUUUUUGUUUUUUGAAAAGGGCAUGUUGUGGGUGUGAAGGUUACGUGGAGCAGGGAGGGGAAACAUGGGAGCAAUCCAGUUUGGGGGAUGGGUUAGGAUUAUCUCUGCCUGUACGCGUGUUGUCAUUUUCGAUCUGGUGUUUUUCGUCCAGUUGUAAGCCGACGCCGUCUAUUUCUUUUCUUUUUUGGGUUUUUGUAAUCACUGUCACUGCUGAUAGAACAGGUGGAGUGCUGAAAAGGAUGGAGGGCGAGGUAGAGAGGAAAUGACUUGCAGUUCCGGAUGGAUAGCCAGCCAGGCAGGCAGUCUGUGUAUAUAUAAUGGAUUUUCACCCCCUCCCUCCAUCGCCUUCACUUCCCCUCCGGCAUGCCGCUCACCUCUCUGCCAUCAACGCACACUUGAUUCCCUAAAGGCAAGAGCACUGUAGUCUGUAUAUAGACGAUAGGCGUUCACCAUCAAGAGAGGGAGGGAGAACCGAGAGCCAGGCGGGGGGGGUGAAUGCAGGCAUCCUAGACAAGAAGCCCCCCCCCCGUUCAUCGUCAUACAGUCAGCUCACGCUAAAGGUUUGCCACCAUCUCAACUCGACAUGUAAAGAAAUGCAGCGUGACCUCUCGCUUUGCUAUUAAAUCUAAUAGCGAGUCAGAUCCACGAGGGAAUGGUGAGUGGAAUGUACAUAUGGAGGCGGCGGUGGGGUGGGUCCUUGGUUUUCAGAGGGUGCUCAUUAGAAGCCCGACAGAGGGCAGUAGAGUAGAGGAGGAAGCAGGAUUUUCUUUCUUUUUCUGUGGAUUAUAUAUUGGUUUUGUUUUCCACUGUGUAAUAUUGUGCAGGCCAUUUGCAUUGACUGGGAAAACGCUUUCUACACUGUAUUCCAUAAUAAAGUUUUGAAUGUACAUACAGA